Molecule: messenger RNA, 1331 nt
Organism: Prorocentrum cordatum
Lineage: Eukaryota; Dinophyceae; Prorocentrales; Prorocentraceae
Source: the annotation of a GenBank genome assembly
AGCCAUUUGGGUUCCAUUUCGAUACCAUUUUACUCCGCUCGCGUUUCCCGCCAACGCAGACCAACCACGCAAUUGUAGGGGUAGUUGAGGGGCCACGUGAUGAAUCUACCACUGCUUGCGUUUGGUAUGUUCUUCCCACGCUGCGCUGGUCUUCGCGUCAACGGGAGUGAGGAUGGCAGCGUAGUUCCUGCGCCUGAGUGGUUCACCUUGUAUGAUACAUGCGCAUCGUUGCAAGAGAUCUGGCGCGACGGUAAACACCAGUAUGGGGGGCACUGGCAUAAAAGGACACUCGGGGAAGUGGCCAAAGGUGAGGACGAGUGCCAAUCUAGCAGGGUUGCCGAAGAUGUUUGGGAAUCUGCACUUUCCCACAUUGGUGGAAAGAAAAACUUCCUCCUCGCAUCAGCAGAUGAGCAGGUCAUGUCUUGGAUGCAGGGGGAACAAUUUCAGUCGUUGUAUUUCAUUGGUGAUUCACUUGGCUUUCAACAGUUCAGGUCUUCGAGGUGCAUAUUGGAAGCUGCCGGCUGGUCCAGGAUGCGAGUGACUGGAUUCGUUGCCCAACAUGAAAAAACAACAUUGGAAGAAUUGUGGUCCCGUGGGGGUCGCUCGAUUCUUGUAAGCAUGAGUUGGAGAGCUUGGUUACGUGAAGUUCCCGAUUUACUCGAUGCCAGCCUGCGCAACGCCAGCUUAAACGGCCGCGUCCAUCCUUCGAAGGAGAUUGUUGUAGUGGCACUUCAUGCUCACUACAACGAGCCCAGCAUGUGGCUCAAUGAGCUAAAAGAGUUCAAAGCGUGGGUGCAGAUCAAGAAUGCAAACAUUAUUUUGCGGGGGCCAUUACCUCAACAUUUUAGUAAACCAGAUGGUACAUAUCGAGGUGGGUGCACCCCCAAUUCGGAAUCGUCGGAUUGGCGACGUUCAGCAUUCCAAGACGUGAUUGGCACAUCGAUGCCAGUGUUGCACGUGUUUGACUUUAUCCAUCCGAUGCAUUUCGCGCAUGCCCGCAAUCAUGGAGAUUGCACCCAUUACUGUUUGCCCGUGCACCAUGUGAUAAAUGCAGCGCUGGCAGCGCUGUUGAGCGGUUGGCACCAAUGAUUGGAGGGUGGAUAGGAGUUCGCUUUAAUUUUGAAGUUUCAGGGAUGCAAUCUUGGCAGUUCCUCUCCCUCCUCCUCGUUCGCCCCCUGUCCAUCCUCCGCCUCUCCCUCCUCCUCCUCCCCUUCGGUCGAGCCUGCAGGGUGCCUUGCUUCUACGACAGAUGUGCCGUGCCGUGCCUGGAGCAUGGCGGAGGCGCAGAAGCGGCAGAAACAUAUGCAUAAUGAUUUAACGCAUGCUCCCAU